GCGCCGCGUCUCCUCCGCGCUUCUUCUCAAUCUCCGCCAUCUUCGGGCUGACUCGGACAUGGCCGAUUACAGCAGCGUAGCGCCGCCGACAUCCAGCAGCGGAGCAGGAAUGAACGACGCGUUUAAAGACGCGCUGCAGCGGGCGAGACAAAUAGCAGCGAAAAUCGGAGGUGACGGCGUUGCCCCUGCCCCUUCCUCCAAUGAGUUCGGAUACGGAGGCCAGAAAAGGCCUCUCGAGGACGCUGGUACUAUUGGGACGGGAUUCGUUUUACAUGGGGAUGGAGGCGUUCUUUUACCAGAGGAAGUCUACCAGCCAGAAACGAAGAAAGUUGCUCCAAGUGACCCUUUUGCCGCUGUAAAGGGUGGAAUGGGUGGUCUUCCAAGGCCUACUUCGGAAGAGUUCAAGGUUCCGGAUGGCAUGGUUGGCUUUAUUAUCGGUAGAGGAGGAGAGCAGAUAUCAAGGGUACAGCAAGAAUCAGGAUGCAAGAUACAGAUAGCUCCAGAUAGCGGUGGUAUGCCUGAAAGAUCAGUGACGUUAACAGGCUCUCCAGAUUCAAUCCAGACUGCAAAAAGGUUACUGACGGAGAUUGUGGAGAAAGGAAGACCCACCCCGUCGUUUCACCAUAACGAUGGUCCAGGAUCGUCAGUUCAGGAAAUAAUGGUCCCUGCGUCCAAAGCAGGCUUGGUCAUUGGCAAGGGAGGAGAAACCAUCAAGCAGCUACAGGAACGUGCUGGGGUCAAGAUGGUGAUGAUUCAAGAUGGACCGCAAAACACAGGGGCAGAUAAGCCACUCAGGAUUUCUGGAGAUCCCUUUAAAGUUCAGCAAGCCAAAGAGAUGGUGAUGGAGCUGAUCAGAGACCAGGGCUUCAGAGAGCAGAGAGGCGAAUAUGGAUCCAGGAUGGGCGGAGGUGAUGGCCUGGAUGUGCCAGUGCCACGCUUUGCAGUGGGGAUUGUGAUUGGCAGGAAUGGUGAAAUGAUCAAAAAAAUUCAGAACGACACUGGUGUUCGGAUUCAGUUCAAACCAGACGAUGGCAGCACACCAGAAAGGAUAGCUCAGAUCAUAGGCCCACCUGACCGAGCACAGCACGCAGCUGAGAUCAUCUCUGACCUGCUGCGGAGUGUUCAAGCCGGAGGUCCUCCAGGACAUGGGGGUGGCGGCGGCGGCGGUGGUGGCAGAGGCCGUGGCCGUGGCCAAGGCAACUGGAACAUGGGUCCCCCGGGAGGCCUGCAGGAGUUUUCCUUCACAGUCCCCACCAUGAAGACAGGCCUCAUUAUUGGCAAAGGGGGUGAGACAAUUAAGGGCAUCAGUCAGCAGUCCGGUGCCAGGAUAGAGCUACAAAGGAAUCCUCCACCCAACGCAGACCCCAAUAUAAAGAUGUUCACGGUUCGUGGAACGCCCCAACAGAUCGACUAUGCCAGACAGCUGGUUGAGGAGAAGAUUGGAGGUCCAGUCAACCCUAUGGGUGGACCUCAUGGCCCACCUGGUCCCCAUGGAGGCCCUUCACCCCAUGGCCCUCCUGGUCCACCAGGUCCUCCUGCCCCUAUGGGACCCUACAAUCCUGGACCUUACAACCAGGGACCUCCUGGACCACAUGGUCCUCCUGGGCCUUACCAACCUCAGGGCUGGGGCAACGGGUACCCUCACUGGCAGCAAGGUCAGCCAGAUCCCAAUAAAGCAGCAGCUGAUGCUAAUGCAGCAGCAUGGGCAGCCUAUUACGCUCAGUAUCAACAGCAGCCACAAGCCCCUAUGACGCCAACAAAUGCCGCUCCAGGCACCACACAGACCAACGGACAAGGUGACCCGCAGGCUCCAGGUCAGACUGGACAGGCAGAUUACACCAAGGCCUGGGAGGAAUAUUACAAGAAAUUGGGUCAACAAGGACAGCAGCCGCAGGACUACACCAAGGCAUGGGAGGAGUACUACAAGAAACAAGGUCAAGCUGCCCCACAGGCGGCCGCGGCAGGUGCCUCUCAGCCCGGAGGCCAGCCGGACUACAGCGCAGCCUGGGCCGAAUAUUAUCGCCAGCAGGCGGCUUACUAUGGCCAGAGUGGCUCUCAGCCCAUGGGAGCAGCACCGCAGGCCCAGCAGGUAUGCUCCCACUGACAUUACCCCUCUUUAUCUGCCUUAUGUUGAGAUGUUUUUGAGCCAUUCUGAAACUUUUGAGCUUGAACGUCCGAAUUUUUUUGUCCUUUCUCCGUAAUAUUUUCCUCCGCAGCUUCAGCAGGCGUCCAGACAGCAAAGCGACAAGACUUUAACCAAACUCUUCCCUUCCUAUACAGGCCUCUUUAUCUCUUUAUUUUGGGCAUGGGGGGUGGUUGGGGGAGCGGAGUCGGUGUUUCUGCUCUUAACAUGUUGUGUAUUUCUUAUGUAUUUCUUCUGCACAGGGCCAGUAAUGCGAAGUGGACAUAAAGUAAAUGCUACAUUGUCGAAAAAAUCCUUUAUUAAAUGUUUGGAUGCAGACGCCUUGAUGAAGAUCUUAAUUUCCUUGGUUUGUGUUUAAACUAGAUUGCAAAAAAAAAAAAGAAAAAGAAAAAAAAAAAAAAGAAAAAUAUGGUUCCGGAUUCCAAGAUUCCGAGAUUUUUUCUAUUUUGUUUUCCUCUCUUGUACAAAUGAACGGUUUGUUUUUAGUGGGGUAAUAUUGGUCAUUCCAGCUCCUGUAUCUCAUUAUGUAGUUACAGCUAAUGUCUAUAAAUGAUAGUCCUCUUUUCCAUGUAAAUCAUCUCAGUUUUAAAAUGAUAUGCCUGUUGUGUUUUUGCAAUAAAACAAAAUGAAACCUCCUGUGUUGGUAAGUGGGGCAGCAAAAGUGGGGAAGAACUUGUGUAAGAGGUUUUUUUUUUAAUUUGAUUUGUUUGUUUUUCCCCUUGUUUUUUUUUUUUUCAAAUAUUAAAAUUUUGUUUUGUGGGGUGGGUGGAAAGGGGCUCAACGCAAAGUUUAGACCAUUUCUCUGUCCGUACUUACAGACUGAAAAAUGACACUUGUCUUUGUUCCUCUGCAGCUGUUUAAACGGCUCUUGGUCUCUUUUUAUUUUUAUUUCGAUUCCUGGUCUUGUUUUUAGAUCUGGCAGAAACAAUCUUUUGACAUUUGCUUGCUAGAUGAAUGGAUCUAGUCCUGUUUUUAUAUUGCAUUUUUUUUUUCCUGGCAAUUGCUGUGGUCGUAGGAAUAGACAGGUGUAUCUGAGGGAAGGUGACUUGCUGUUGGCGAGGUAUGACUCAUUCGCAAUGACUCCUUGCUCAGUGCUAAGGUGAUGUUAUUUGUAUUGUUUCCAAGUGUACUGACUUCAGGUAGCGUGCACUGUUUAUAAUGUGAGAAACUUUCCCCCUCACAGGCGAGUUUAGGACAGCGGUAAGCAAGUACUUUUUUUUUUUUUUUUUUUUUUUUUUUUUUUUUUAAAUGUACUUUUUUUUUAUAUAUAUAUAUAUUAAAAACCAACAAAAAAAUGUUCCUUUGUAAUGUGACCUGUAGACAUUUUUAGUUGCUAUCUCUUUCUCAGUAUGCUCUUGUUUUUUUACAGGGCAGGUGAAAUGUGCUCAAUUAACAAUUAUGUAUUAUAAAAUUAUGUCCCCCCUCCUCCUUUCCCCAACUUUUAAAGAAAAAUGCAUAUAAAAAUCUGCAGGCAUUUCUUAAUCUCUUACGAUUAAAAAGCUUAAAUGCUAAGGUGCCCUUUUUUUUUCCGCUCUGCCCGUGUUGGCGGCCCUCCAGCAUAGGCCUGUAAGUGGCUCUGUAGGGCUGAGGAGUCUGUGCUGUACCACACCAGUGAAAUGAGCCUCCGCUGUAAGUACAAAAACAAUGGCCCCAUGCUGUCAAUGCAUUAUCCUUGACAAACUUGAUGUCCUUAUAUAGUGCAUAAGCCUGAAAUGUUUAUCCUGAAACUGCCUUUUUGUUGUUUUUGGGUAAGUAUGUCUGGGCUGCAAUUCAAUUUGACAUGCAAAUUGUUGAUGUCUCGAUGUUGAGCCUUUGACCUUACCCUGUUCAUGAAACCGGACUGUCACUUUUGCCUGUGUUGGUAGAAUGACACUUAGCAAUAUGUCCACUGUUUUAGUCCCUGUAGGAUUUGCCGACCACUGCUUAACUCACCUAACUGAAUUUUAAGUCAGGGCAGCACAUGCAAUCCAGUCUGCUUUUCUUUUUAAUUUUUUUUGUGUGAAACUUGCAUUAGAAAAUUUUCAGCUCAGUCCUUAAAAGUGCCAUCAGACACUGUUGUUUUGCCAAGUUUUCUUCCAUUGCAUUCUAAUGUGAACCUUACUUUACCAAACCAGUGCUUAUUUAGGCAGUUCUCUUGCAAAAUGUCUUGUUCAGAUGUUGGCUGACUUGCUUAGUAUCAUUUUUCCAGGCUGUCAUAGAUCUAUGAAUCGUUUUGCCAUUGCUUAAAGACUUCUUGAAGGCUGUCAAAUCGAUGCAAAUGAUUCAUUUGACAAUGUUGAUUGGCACAAAUGAGCAGUGCAUUGUCUGAUUUUGCAGCGUCAUCCCACACCUUAGGUUCUGCUGCAAUAACACAGGUAAGCUUAACCUAAGAAACCAAGUGUUUUGAACCUGUGAAUCAGUCUUGACUUGUAUUUUGCCUGACUUUUCUACUCAACCCGACAUUGGUGCAUUUUUUUGUUAGAAUUUCUAGGCACAUGUCUUUAUGAAAUGUUGACAUUAGUAUUGAAAGCCAUAGCCCUUUACAGCGAGACGUAGGAUGUUCUGUAUUUGAAUGAUGUGCAUGUCACUGGCUGACAUGCAGCUUAAUGUGAUUUUUAAUUUUUCUUCCAUAAAUGCAAAGCAUCUAGCAUUUUUAUAUGAUUUGAAAUGCCGUUCUUGUUCAUUCGAUGCCAAUAUGUCCAAUGCUUAUUCAUUCUGAUGUUAGUCUGUUGGUUAAACCUGUUCUAGGGUGUUUAGGAUGGCUCAAUGUCACUGUAGAUCAUUUUCCCUGCCUUAUCAAUGCUGCAUGCAGUUGGAAUAUAUAUACUAUAUAUAUAUAUUUAACCAGGGAUCUGUCUUGGCAGUUAUUUCACUGAUACUGAAGUGUACACAUGUAUGUAUGCUCUCAUGUCACUGGUUUAAACCCUGUGCUGUUGCUAUUGCCCUUCUGUAGUGCUAAUACAAAUUGCUGCCUUCAUUCUCACUCACAGUGUUGAAGAUGCUGCAGGCAUAGGUCGUAGAAUCAGGUCCUGAGCUAGGUUUGUCCCUAAGGAGGAGUCUGAGUCUGUCCCUCCGCUGAACAUAGACCGUUCGAGGGCUCCAGUUAUAAGGUAAAGAAAAUGUAUCCUGAGGAAUCUGUGAUUGCAAAGUGAAUGUUAUUCGUGCAGGGCAAUUGUUUUUGAUGCUAUUCUGAUGAGCUAGCAUUGUCUUAAGAUGAGUAACAACAUGCUUUUUGAAUUGUCGGUUGAUGAAUGGCCUGUUUGAUGAACUAUGAUGAUUUCGUACAUGCUUUGCCAUUUGCUGAUAUGGGUCAGGAAUCAAUGCUAGAUGGAUGGAUCAUGACCAGGAACUUUUUUUUUUGUUUGUUUUUUGUUUUGCGUAGCAAAUUUUCAGACUUUUGAUUGCUUUUUGGCAGUUUAAUUGGAGAGUUUCUUUGAAUUUUGCUGUCCGUUGCUGCAUAUGUUUUGGUAUGCAUGCAAUAUGCUCUUUCCUUCUGAGCAAAUUGUUCACAACAGAAUUCGUGGGGGUGUAGAAAAGAAGACUUAAUCGGAGGCUAUCUGAGAAAUGGGGAGCAUGCCUUAGAGGUAAACACAGUUAGUUUCAUGUACUGUUCAAACUCUCAAAUGUACAUUUUAUUUUUGUUUAUUUUGCUGAAUAUUGUUGGUUUUUUGAGUGAGCGUUGUUGACAUGUCCAUCAAUAAAAUUGUAAUGAUUGGAA
This is a messenger RNA of Pygocentrus nattereri (red-bellied piranha), 5840 nucleotides long. RefSeq names its product far upstream element (FUSE) binding protein 1 (gene fubp1). The record is from RefSeq and is a predicted model, not a curated record. Lineage: Eukaryota; Metazoa; Chordata; Actinopteri; Characiformes; Serrasalmidae. Bases 59 to 2104 code for a protein of 681 amino acids. Gene Ontology annotation, molecular function: mRNA binding. The transcript is spliced from 20 exons. Gene Ontology annotation, cellular component: cytoplasm; nucleus. Gene Ontology annotation, biological process: regulation of DNA-templated transcription.